Diatraea saccharalis (sugarcane borer) is the source of this 1023-nucleotide messenger RNA. The record is from the annotation of a GenBank genome assembly. Lineage: Eukaryota; Metazoa; Arthropoda; Insecta; Lepidoptera; Crambidae.
AUGACGAACGCAGUCGUCAAAUUAAGCGGGUUCGGAAGCGCUCGUCUUCAAAUAUUUUUUUUUAUACUACUGACAUGUCCUUAUUACAGUUUCGCCAGAAGGUCCUCUGGCAGUUACGGUAGAUCCUCGCACAGUAGUCACGGCGGCGGUGGUACUCAUACUUAUCCGGCGUCCACUGGCUAUUCUGGCACCGGGUCAGGUGGCUCGCACUUGUAUCCUUCAUCGACUGGACUUUCGGGAAACAGUAAUUACAACAGUCACGUUACGAAACAAACGACAACGCGUCAACAUGAUGGCUCUUAUCACGGUAGGAAGACUGAAGUACACCAUCACUCUCAUCAAAAUUAUCACUACAGUCCACCACCUCGAGUCAACUAUGGGAGCGUCAGCUAUCCAGUAUAUCACGCACAGCCACCCGUUUAUGUUUACCAAUACAGAGAUUCCGGAAGUAGAUUUGAUAACUUGCUCACCGGUUUAGCCUUGUAUAAUUUGGGCAGGAUGUCGGCAAACCACGACCAUUACCAUCAUUACGAUCCGGAUAGAAGAUACGUAAGCGCACCGGGUGAAAUGUGUAAACUAGGCAUAAGAAGAAAAAAUGGUGACUACGAAGAAACUCGAGUCGAUUGCGAGCUCAUGUCGAGUUUCAUUUGGGAUACCGAUCCAUCGACGACUCGACAUAAUACUGUACCGAAAAAUACAGUUUCUACUACAGUAACGAAUAUGACAAAAGUGCAAUCCGGUGAACCAAACUCUAACAAUUCUAUUACAACAAUCACAGUCACGAAUACCACAGUAGUCGACGCUCUGCAAGCGAAAGGUCAAUCCAUAGAAGUGACCCAGGAUAUGACUUGUUACAUGAUCCGUAUAUCGCGUACAUCUAAUAUGAAGAAAGAAAUAAAAUGCGGAAUAUUACAAGCUUACGCACAAAGUUCGUGGCGUCCAAAUGCUUGUGAAGGAAUUUCAUCAAAAUUACCAGUUGCUUUAUUAUUAAUUUACGAAUGGUCGUUAUUUCAAAUUUUUUAA